This is a messenger RNA of Colletotrichum destructivum, 1402 nucleotides long. Its product is annotated as Putative large ribosomal subunit protein uL5. Lineage: Eukaryota; Fungi; Ascomycota; Sordariomycetes; Glomerellales; Glomerellaceae. Bases 37 to 1086 code for a protein of 349 amino acids. The record is from RefSeq and is a predicted model, not a curated record. Gene Ontology annotation, molecular function: RNA binding; structural constituent of ribosome. Gene Ontology annotation, biological process: translation. The transcript has 3 exons. Gene Ontology annotation, cellular component: ribosome; cytosolic large ribosomal subunit.
UCGUGUUGAGUUGCGUGACAGUUGAGACGACUAGCCAUGACCACUCUACGGGAAACAUCCCGAAUAACUCGGGCUAUCUGCAGGCAGCGCUCGCCGUGGCAAUUGACUCCUCUUGUCGCCCAUCGAAGCGCAUCCACCAGUGCCGCGAAGGCUGAGCUGUCCGACCUUGAGCGUGGCUCGUCCCUAGCCGCGCCGGGUCCCGACGAUGCUGCCGUGCAAGCUUUCAACACGGCGAAGCGUACAUCCGAAAGACCGCAGCAGCUUCCCGGAAACAGAUACCAGUACCACCCCCCCAAGUUCGAUAGAGGCCCUCUGCACCCGAUUCAAUCACCGCCCUCUACCGACCCCACGGCAAGAGACUUCGUCCCCGGGCCGUUCAACAUCCCGCGCCUGCGCCAAACCUACGAUGCGGCCGUCGCCUCCGACCUCCUCACACUCACCUACCUCCACAAACCCCCCGGAACACCAGAACGCGAGGUGCGGGAGCGGUUAAGGGCGUGGGAUGACUCCUCGCCGUACAACAAGAACCGUCCCCUCCGUGGACCCAGAGGUGGAAGCAAGCUCGAUGUGCUGGAGAAGAACAUUGACUGGCGCCGCAUUCCCGAGAUUAAGGCCGUCUCGCUGCACGCCUUCAUGCCCGCCUCAGCCAAGGUGCCCGGAAUGCUGCAGGUCGCCCGCUCUGUCAUCCAGUCCAUCAGCGGCAACUGCCCUGAAGUCACCAAAACCAAGAACAAUGUUGUUCAGUGGAAGAUCCGCGAGGGCGACAAGUCCGGUGUCAAGACGACCAUGUACGGCUACCAGGCGCACGAGUUCCUCGACAAGUUAAUCAACAUCGUCCUGCCCAAGAUCAAGGACUGGCCGGGCGUCAACGCUAGUACAGGUGAUGGCAACGGUGGCCUGGCCUUUGGCCUGAAGGCCGAUGACCUGGCUUGGUUCCCCGAGCUCCAGAUCAACUACGACAUGUACCCUGCCAAGCUCCUUCCAGGCUGCCAUAUUUUCAUCCAGACCACUGCGACGUCGAAUCGCCAGGCUAGGCUCCUACUUCAGUCUCUUGGCCUUCCUUUUUACGGAAAGUUUAAGGAUUAAACGGGGUCAUGUGCAGAAGUGCGGAAGAAAAGGGGGUGUCCUGUAUUGUACGAUAUCAAAAUAUUAGAAAGCCUGCAUAUGAAUGUACCAACAGAUACGGUCACUCUCAAUGCCGUCCUAUGACGCAUAAGACAAGUCUUGCGGUCCCCCUUUUUUUGCGGUAACAAUUCAUCUAAUCCCGUAAUCUCAAUUUCUCUUGGCCAUCCCGUACGUCAAAUAAUCUCAUGCCGUACCGCCUGCCCGAACGCCGUUCAUGCAAAGUCCUGUGCCAAAAAAAAACCUCCCGUUCCCUUUUCCCCCAUGGGUCCUUUUUCCU